AUGAUCCGGUCCACCAGUGCCAUGGGCGGCAGCGGCGCCGUCGUCAAGCCCCCGUCGCGGCGGCUCCGCUGCGCGCUCGUCUCGUGUGGCAUUGGCAGCAUCCUCAUCGCCGCCGCCCUGCUCGCCGUGACGCUGACCGUGUAUCGCGUCCGCGAGCCCGUGAUGACGAUGAACGCCAUCUCCCUCAAGGACCCUGGCGCCGCCGCCGCGUAUUCCUCGUCGCCGUCCUCGUCGACGCCGCCGCCGCUCCUGACCCUGACGGUGGUGGCGGACGUGUCGGUGAAGAACCCGAACGCCGCGUCGCUGCGGUACGCCGCGACGGAGACGUCGGUGUACUACCGCGCGCGCCAGGUCGGGGAGGCCACGGGGCCGCCCGGCACGGCGCCGGCCCGGCGGACCGUGCGGAUGAACGUGACGGUGGACGUCGCCGUGGGCGCGCUCCUGGGGGACCCGGCGUUCCUCGGGGACGUGGGGGCGGGCGCCGUUGCGGUGGCCACGGCCACGCGGGUGCGCGGGCGCGUCGCCGUGCUGGGCGGGCUGGUGCGCCGCCGCGUGGUGCUGGAGAUGAACUGCACCGCGACGAUCGCCGUCGCCGACAUGUCCAUCAGCGACCAGAGCUGCGAACAGCGCGUCCGGUUGCGAUAGACGGUGAAGGAAGCAAGUUCGCUGGAUCAACGUACAGCAGGUAGUUUAGCAGCAGCGCGUUCCUAACCUAUGUGUGCGUUCUCAUGCAGCGCCGUAUGAUUACUCAUGAUGUCAAUACAGUACG
Messenger RNA from Panicum hallii, 769 nucleotides. RefSeq lists its product as uncharacterized. The coding region runs from base 1 to 645 and encodes 214 amino acids. The record is from RefSeq and is a predicted model, not a curated record. Lineage: Eukaryota; Viridiplantae; Streptophyta; Magnoliopsida; Poales; Poaceae. The transcript has a single exon.